UGGAGAACUACGGGGCUCAUGAAAGCUGCUCUGGGGUUCGUUCCCAAUCCUAACCUGGACUUUUGGGUGAAAGAAGAGGAAGAUCAGCUUCUUCACUAUUUUGAGGAAGGGGAAAGUUCAGCAGAAGGUGGUGAGCCAGGCAGUGAAAAUUCUAGGGAGCCAUUUGUGGCUUCUGUAACCAGAGACAAUUCUGGAAUAAGAAAAGAACCCCUUGGGAAUCAAACCAUAGCAAGAAGACGGGAUGAAAACCAGGGUGGAGAGAAACCAUAUAAAUGUCUGGAGUGUGGGAAGACCUUUUCUGAGAAAUCUAGCCACAAGAGACACCAAACAGUUCAUUCCGAAGAGAAGCCAUAUGAGUGUUUGCAGUGUGGGAAGACCUUCAGGUGGAGCACAAACCUCACUUCCCAUCAAAGAACCCACACAGGGGAGAAACCGUAUGGGUGUUCAGUAUGUGGAAAGAGCUUUAGUCACAACAGAAAACUGACUUACCAUCUACAAGUACACACUGGGGAAAAGCCUUAUAAAUGUUUGGAGUGCGGCAAGAACUUUGGAAAGAAGGAUCAUCUGGUUGCCCAUCAGAGAGUGCACACAGGGGAAAAACCAUAUAAAUGUUCAGAGUGUGGGAAGAAUUUCAGGUGGAGUACUGAUCUGACUUCGCAUCAGAGAAUCCACACAGGAGAGAAACCGUACACAUGCCCUGAGUGUGGAAAAAGUUUCAGCCGGAGCACAACUCUGGCUUUGCACCAAGUAAUGCAUACAAGAGAGAAACUGUAUCAGUCUUUGGAGCGUGAGAAGAGCUUCAGUCACAGCUCCAGCCUUCCUCACCAUCAAAAAAUCCAUACAGGAGAGAAACUUCAUAAAUGCCCAGCAUGCAGCAAGAGCUUCCGGAAAAAGGACCACCUCACGUCACAUAUAAGAAUCCACACAGGGGAGAAACCUUAUACAUGCCUGGUGUGUGGAAAGAGCUUCAACCGGAAUGGUACCCUGACUUUGCAUAACAGAAUUCAUACAGGGGAGAAACCGUACCAAUGCUCUGAGUGUGGAAAGAGCUUUAAUCAGAAAGUAAACCUUACUUCCCAUCAAAGAAUCCACAUGGGGGAAGAUCCCUUUGCACCUAACCAGUCUCCUCUGACCUUACACCAGCUGUGGGACAAGUCUAUGUACUUCCAAACUGCUGCAGAACCAAGCAUGAUGCAAACUGAAUAUCCAGGUGAAACCUUGUAAAGCUGCCAGCAGAGGAAAGAACUCCAGCUGAUUCGAGGAAGCUGGCUAAGUCAUGCUGUACUGGGGAAAGAAGGAAGCAAAGCUCUUGUGCCAGCAGGAAAGAUGGAGCAAGAUUCACGUAAUGACUCAUGUGUGAAUACCAGACACACAGGAAUGAAGCUAGGGAAAGGUUUCCAUUGUGUUGUAUACUAUGUAUUGUAAAUCUGUUUGAGUCCAUGUUGGGAGGUGGGGAAGACAGACUACAAAUAAAUGCAUUGAGAGGGGUAAGGCUGUGGAGUCACAGACUCAUAAUUCCUGCUUGCCAUUCUUCCAUAGAAGUUUGCUGGUUGACCCUGGGCCAGCCACACACUGUCAGACCUGUUCCAGCUGAUGCAGGCUAGGCCUGAUUCAGUUAUAGGCGAGCACUUAAGAGCACCUGGUUGUCUAAUUAGCAUUCCUCUUUUAUUUCAUUUCUCUCCUGGCAGGAGACACAACUCAACAGCAUUUUGGUUUGGUUUUGGGGUACUGUAGGCAAUAAAUUUUAAUA
Messenger RNA from Sphaerodactylus townsendi, 1750 nucleotides. Its product is annotated as zinc finger protein 501-like. Gene Ontology annotation, biological process: regulation of transcription by RNA polymerase II. Lineage: Eukaryota; Metazoa; Chordata; Lepidosauria; Squamata; Sphaerodactylidae. The transcript has 4 exons. Gene Ontology annotation, molecular function: DNA-binding transcription factor activity, RNA polymerase II-specific; RNA polymerase II cis-regulatory region sequence-specific DNA binding. Bases 19 to 1224 code for a protein of 401 amino acids. The record is from RefSeq and is a predicted model, not a curated record.